Molecule: messenger RNA, 959 nt
Organism: Limanda limanda (common dab)
Lineage: Eukaryota; Metazoa; Chordata; Actinopteri; Pleuronectiformes; Pleuronectidae
Gene: ube2j2
Product: ubiquitin-conjugating enzyme E2, J2 (UBC6 homolog, yeast)
Exons: 7
Coding region: 151-936 (261 amino acids)
Source: RefSeq, a predicted model, not a curated record
AAGAACCGGAAGCGUCACUCCUGCUGUAGGCGCUAGCUAAAGCUACGUCGCUGCCAUCGUCUCACCGGAUUGGGGGUUUGACGACAGGAGACAGCCGCCUCAUCCCGGGUCCAGUCGCGAACACCCGUCCUCACCGGGGUCUCUGGAGAGAUGAACAACAACGGGAAUAAGAGAGCUCCAACCACAGCGACUCAGCGACUUAAGCAGGAUUACCUCAGGAUAAAGAAAGACCCCGUGCCUUACAUCUGUGCAGAACCUCUCCCCUCCAACAUCCUAGAAUGGCACUAUGUGGUCCGAGGUCCUGAGAAAACUCCAUACGAAGGAGGAUAUUACCACGGAAAACUCAUUUUUCCCAGAGAGUUUCCUUUCAAACCACCAAGUAUCUAUAUGAUUACACCGAAUGGGAGAUUUAAGUGUAAUACAAGGUUAUGUUUGUCCAUUACAGACUUCCAUCCAGACACGUGGAACCCUGCAUGGUCUGUUUCCACCAUCCUCACGGGUCUGCUCAGCUUCAUGGUGGAGAAAGGCCCCACCCUCGGGAGCAUUGAGACCUCGGACUACACGAAAAGGCAGCUGUCGGCCCAAAGCCUGGCCUUCAACCUCAAGGAUAAAGUGUUCCUCGAGCUGUUUCCCGAUGCCGUUGAUGAGAUAAAACAGAAACAGAAGGCCCAGGAGGAGUUAAACGCCCGCACACAGCCCCUCCCCUUACCCGACGUGGUGCCCGACGGAGACCCCCAACACGCCCACUACGGCAUCCCUCCCCUGAACGGAGGUCCCGUCCCGCUCGCAGGUGCCAACCCGGCCCCUGGUCUGCAGCAGGCCAAUCGUAACCACGGACUUCUAGGGGGGGCUCUGGCCAACUUGUUUGUGAUUGUAGGCUUUGCUGCGUUCGCCUACACAGUCAAAUACGUGCUGAGGAGCAUAGCUCAGGAGUGAGAGGAGCUGGCUUUGUAGGGUGA